This is a messenger RNA of Phanerochaete carnosa HHB-10118-sp, 814 nucleotides long. RefSeq lists its product as uncharacterized. NCBI's taxonomy places the organism in Eukaryota, Fungi, Basidiomycota, Agaricomycetes, Polyporales, Phanerochaetaceae. The record is from RefSeq and is a predicted model, not a curated record. Bases 586 to 768 code for a protein of 60 amino acids. The transcript has a single exon.
GAACCAUUGUCUCGGGGUGAACAGGCUGAACCGCUGUCUCGGGGUUGACGGGCUUAGCCUGUUUACCAGAAGAAAUCCCUGGGCUCCAAAAAUCCACAGUUUACAAAAAAAAUACAAAGCACUAGGCACCGAAACCUAAUCGUAGAAUCAGGGCUGAUAAGAACGAGAUAAUCUGCACACAGACGGAACCUAACCAGAAAGGCAGCCGCUGGCGACGGAAGAAGAAUCUACAGUAACUCUUCUGAAACGGUAAGCCUUUAGGAAUGUGUCUUCCGGCUGAACUAAAGCCCCACUUGUCAACACAUACACUCGGCCACCAGCUCGGCUCCAAUGAAUAGUACGUUAGGAUGGCAGGAGCAUGACCCUGGGCCAACGUGCACCUGCGCUCCAACGUUCCUGAAAGGCGACGAACCGACGUGGGUAUCUGGCAGUUAGUUAGCCAGAUGCAUCACGGCUCGGCACAAGUUUGGGGGGCAAAAUGCGCGCACCUCCCGGCCUGCCCGAAAUACAAAUUCGUCUGAACGCCAGCCGACACGCAGACGAGAGAACGACUUGGACGCACCCCCAUCGUCAGUAUGACGCGCCAUGGACCUCCACACGCGUCGUAAGACCCUUCCGAGCCAACGCGGUGGGCCGGCAGGGCCGCUGAGAAGCCACCUCCUGCACGCACACUCCCACGGGCCCUUGGGCAUCUGCUGUACAAAGAGCAGAAGGAAGUGGACAAGCUCUCAAAACCAUAUCGGAGCCCCACCUUCCACGGGACUCUAGAAGGUCCCUCGGGGGAGUGAUGCGCGUGUCUGCGACGAGCGCGAGA